Penicillium vulpinum is the source of this 7089-nucleotide messenger RNA. RefSeq names its product type I polyketide synthase. Gene Ontology annotation, molecular function: phosphopantetheine binding; oxidoreductase activity; 3-oxoacyl-[acyl-carrier-protein] synthase activity. Gene Ontology annotation, biological process: fatty acid biosynthetic process; secondary metabolite biosynthetic process. The coding region runs from base 1 to 7089 and encodes 2362 amino acids. The record is from RefSeq and is a predicted model, not a curated record. The transcript is spliced from 8 exons. NCBI's taxonomy places the organism in Eukaryota, Fungi, Ascomycota, Eurotiomycetes, Eurotiales, Aspergillaceae.
AUGAUCGCAAAAGAGCUCCCAAACGAGGAAAGCCCAGCUCCCGAGCCCAUCGCGGUGAUUGGGUUGGGCUGCCGCUUCUCAGGAGAGGCAUCGUCUACCGAGGGGUUUUGGGAAAUGAUUCGAUCCGGCAGAACAGGUCAUGGAAAAGUGCCUGUCAGUCGAUAUGAUUCCUCUGCUUGGUAUCAUCCAAGCCAUGACCGCAAGGGAGCAAUUAAUCAUGAUAGUGGAUUUUUCCUGAGAGAAGAUCCGUCGCUUUUUGACGCACCGUUCUUUUCGAUAACUGCUAAAGAAGCAGCUGGUAUGGAUCCAGCACAGCGCCUUGUUCUUGAGGUGGCCUAUGAAGCCUUUGAGAAUGUUAUCGCUAAUACAAAAUCUGAAGGUGGCGUGCCAAUGGAGUUUCUAUCCGGAACCAAGACUGCGGUGUAUUCUGGUUGCAUGACCAAUGAUUAUGAGCUGUUGUCGACGCGUGAUCUUCAUGACAUGCCGCACAAUUCGGCUACCGGAAACGGUAGGACAAUGCUUGCCAACCGCAUUUCUUGGUUCUUCGAUCUUAGAGGCCCGAGUGUGAUGAUGGAUACUGCCUGCUCCUCAAGUCUAACGGCCCUACACUUGGCAACACAAGCCCUACGUAACAGAGAGUGCGAGAUGGCUCUUGUGACUGGUGCAAGUCUAAUCCUGGACCCAAACUUCACACAGCGACUUUCGUACAUGCAUAUGUUGAGUGCGGACGGUAUCAGUCACUCUUUCGACGCCAAGGCAAAUGGGUACGGACGAGGAGAGGGUCUUGGCGCUGUCUUGCUCAAGCCUUUAUCCGUAGCUGUGGCCGAUGGGGACGCUAUUCGUGCGGUCCUUCGCGCGACUGGCGUGAAUCAAGACGGAAGAACUCCAGGGAUUACUAUGCCUAGUGCAGACGCACAGGCCGAUCUUAUCAAUACUACUUACGGACCAGGACUGCCAUCAAUGAGAGAGACCGCAUAUUGCGAGGCCCAUGGAACCGGCACAGAGAUUGGCGACCCCACUGAACUUUCAGCAAUCGGAAAGACUUUAGGAGCCGCCCGUCAACCUAGUGAUGACCCGAUUUAUAUUGGAUCUGUUAAAACAAAUAUCGGUCAUACAGAGGGAGCGGCUGGUGUUGCCAGCUUGAUCAAAACCGUACUCUGUUUUGAGAACGCAAUGUUCGUCCAAAACGCGGGUUUCUCGCAGCUGAAUCCGAAAAUUCGCCUAGAGGAAUGGCAUAUGCGACUCAGUAACGACACUGUCCCCUGGCCAUCCCAUCUUCCCCAGCGUACGAGCAUCAAUUCAUUCGGAUUCGGUGGCUCAAAUGCGCAUGCUAUCCUGGAAAGUCAUUCUGAAUACUUCGGACCUUCGCCCAGAUCGACUGAUACAUCUGACAGUCAACCCCCAGUGGUUGUAGUGUUUUCUACGCAUGAUAAAGCCGGCAUAAGUAGGACUUCAGCAAAGUGGAGAUCUUUUAUCGAAAAGAAAGUCCAGCAAGGCCAGAACUUAUCACUGAGAGAUAUUGCCCAUACAAUGUACACUCGGCGGUCACAGCUGCCCUUCCGUAGCUUUGCAGUGGCUGACUCCCUUGAAGACUUGCAGGUCGUUCUGGGCCAAGAACUUUCCAGCUUUCCGCGCGCUAAGCGUACUAACACUAGUCAGAGCAACCUGGCUUUUGUUUUCACGGGCCAAGGUGCCCAGUGGGCCGGGAUGGGGGAAGGUCUCCUACAUAUUCCUAGCUUCGCAGAGAGCAUAGCGCGGAGUCAAGAGGUUCUCUCGACGCUGGGUUGCCCGUGGAGGAUCGAAGAUGAAAUCCGAGCAGAUUCAUCAAGCUCCCGCAUUAACCAGCCGGAUAGGAGUCAAGUAAUCUGUUGUGCUUUACAAAUCGCUUUGGUCGAACUUCUGGCAAGUUGGGGCGUCCACCCAAAAGCCACGGUAGGCCAUUCAAGUGGCGAAAUUGGCGCGGCAUAUGCGGCCGGAUUUCUGAACCAUCAGGACGCUAUUAGUAUUGCCUACUACCGUGGCAUUCUGUCCAUCCAGCUUUCCCAGUGUGGACGGCAAGGGAGAAUGAUGGCCGUUGGGCUUUCUGUCACAGAGGUUCAGAGCUACAUUAAACAGCUUCCAGAUCAAUCGGUUGUCGUGGCAUGUGAUAAUAGCCCUUCAAGCACAACUGUGUCAGGCGAUAAGCAGCAGAUUGACAUUUUGGAGCAAAUCCUGCGCGAGAAUAAACAUUUUGCGCGCAAACUACGAGUCGAAACUGCGUAUCACUCACCACACAUGUUGGAUAUAGCCGCAGAGUAUGAGCAAUCAAUCCAAUCAAUUCAACCAGAAGACCGCCACGAGAAUAGGGUCGCAAUGUUUUCUUCCGUCACGAAGGAGCGCAUCUACUCGAAAGACAUGAUUGCAUCCUACUGGGUACAAAAUAUGGUUAGUCGGGUUGAAUUCACCGCUGCAGUGACCCAAGUCCUCCAAUAUGCACAACCCGGUAAAGGGCGCCGGCGAGCAGUGCCAGUGAAGUGGAGUGGGUUCCUUGAGAUAGGCCCCCAUGAGUCAUUGAAAGGACCCUUCCAGCAGACCCUGCAGUCUGUAAGCCCAAGCCUUUCCAGUCUGCCGUAUACAGCUCUUAUUUUACGAAACAAAGAUGCACACCGGACAUCACUGGAGGCUGCAGGAACUCUUUGGGCUAUUGGUAGUCCAAUCAACUUGACAGCGGUCAACCAAACACAUCAUACCAAAAUGCCGCUGAAGGUGGUGUCCGACCUGCCCAGCUAUGCAUGGAAUCACCAGUCUUCCUUCUGGCAUGAGUCGGUAUCGUCUGUUGGAGUUCGUCGUCGCGAACAGCCACGCCACGACAUUUUGGGGGUGCCAAUUUCAUAUAACAACAGUCUUGAGCCACGUUGGCGAAAUUUCCUGCGGGUGUCGGAGAUACCGUGGCUAAACCACCAUAUUGUGGCUGGUUCUAUCAUCUUUCCGGCAGCUGGUAUGGUCACCAUAGUGGCGGAAGCUGCAAAGCAAAUUGCAGACUCGAAACAGUCACUUGCAGGUAUCGAGUUCCACGAGCUUAAGUUCGUCAGAGGCAUGGUCAUCCCGCCCGAUGAGCGAGGCCUGGAAACUCUGCUGAGUAUCAAACAACACUCGGCUGUGCCAGGAUGGUAUGAAUUCGGGCUUUUCUCCUUGGCUGACGGAAGUUCCUGGAUCCAGCAUGCGAAAGGUGAAUUUUCUAUGCACUAUGAAGAUGGAAACGGACAUGUUGAUGGGGGAGACUGGGAUGCGACAGUCAGAGCUGUUCAUUACACUCAAGCCAUUGCCGUCAAGGCGGAUGUCGAAGCACUAUAUGAGUGGCUCGGAAGAACGGGAGGUGUUACCUUAGGGCCAUCUUUUCGGUCUAUUAAAGAGGCAUUCUUUUGCCCAAACAAGGGUGACCUCUGGAUCUCGGGUCUGGUUCAAGACACCGAAAGUACAAUGCCGCAUGAGCGAGAAUCACCAUAUUUCAUGCACCCGACAGCUUUAGAUGCGCUCUUCCAGGCAGCUGUGUUGUCUCGAUCCGAUGCAUUGUCAAAUCAGAAUGCCAAUAUUCCUGUGGCAGUGGAACGGCUCUACCUCCCGAUCGGUUUUGGCCUCAAAGCGGGAGACCGGUUUUCCGUGCACACAACAACAUAUGACCACGGGGACAGUCUAUACUCAAAUUGUAUUGCGUCUGAUGCGGAAUGGUCCAAGCCUCAAGUUAUGCUACAGGGUGUACGUCUUGGUCGUGUCCCCGUUCAAAACGAGACCCUGAGCAAGAAGGAACGCCUAAAUCGCUAUUCUGCUUUGACCUGGCAAGAGCACGUGAAUUCAUUUCAUGAAUUCGGAGCGAGAACUGAUCGUAAAAGCACGUUCCAGGAAUGGAUCGACCGUAUAACCUACACCCAUGGCGAUACUCAAGCUCUCUUUGUGAUCAAACAAGGGACAGCAGACGAUAUGGUCAAAAGGGUACAAUGCCUCGCGCCCCAUGUCGGUCCCAGGCCUCAUAUUGGACACCUCACGGUAGCUAUUUCUGGAUCGAAUCCAAGUGAGCGGGUGGAUAUAUCUUCCCUGCAGACAUCAAUUUCAGAGGUCAACUUUGUCUGGCUCGAUGCACCUGAUGCAAUCGAUCCAUCUGUUCUUGGUGAUAAUGUCUUUGACUUGGUGGUUCUAGAUGACCCCGAUAUGUUCAAUAUUGACAGUAAUGGAGCGUCCUCAAUUCUGGGUUCAGCGGCGAAGCCGGAGGCAUGGCUGAUUAUCCGAGACUCGAAUUCUUCGAUGAAGAAAGGCAUCGAUAUGGUCGAAUCAAGCGGAUGGAUAACCAGAAGUCCGAAUCCUGAUGCUGGCUUUGUUGUUCUUCAUCGGGAGUUAACACCGAGGAGCAUGGAUUCUACGAUCUAUGUUCUUGCAGUCAAUCAAAGCAACAUCCCUGAUCAUUUACUCAGGUGUUUGGUUCAUACAUUUGCCGCAGAGGGCUCUCAAAUACAGCUAGUUGGCGUGAGUGACAUACCAACCCUAGUGGGCAAAGCCGUGAUCUCCCUGCUGGAAAUUCAGAGUCCAUGGAUAUCACGAUGGACGGAAGAUGAUUUCGUCAAAUUCAAAGCCUUGCUGCGCGCAAAAUACAUUUUGUGGGUAUCCCCAAUCGCCGAGAAUGGCACAGCAGAUCACGCAGAGUUUGGGGCCAGCACAGGACUUUUCCGGUCACUGCGUAAUGAGCAACGUGAUACAAUCCUGGCUCAGGCGCAAUUUGACGUUACCGGGGGGAUGAAUUACACAGAGCUGGCCUACAGCUUACUACAAAUCAUGUGGCUCACUUUCCUUUCGAACAAAAGUGGCAGUACAGACUUCGAAUUCCGUGUGCGCGAAGGUCGAAUUUUAGUGCCACGAGUCAUUGCUAACGAGCCUGUUGGUGACGCCAUUUACAGUAUGGCUCAUGGGCCAGAACCCAAGCAAGCCAAUCUGAUGGACGGCACGCGACCAUUGUGGCUACGAAAUUCUCAGCUAGAUGCUGAAAACCACUAUUGGGAGAUUAACACAGACCUGGAAGACGCCUUGGCGGCUGAUCAGAUUGAAAUUCAACUACAGCUACAGACAGUCCCUGUACAAAGUCAAAAUGACGACCAGCCCCCCGAGACGCGGGUGCAUGCGAUUGAGGCUGUCGGGGUGAUCCGCCAGGUAGGAUCUGAAGUGGGAGACGGGUUUUUGCCGGGCGAUUUUGUGGCAUUACUGUACGCGGGAGAAAAAAUCAGAAUCGCCAAUCGGGUACGGGUUCCCCUUGGUGCAGUCACAAAGCUCCAGCCAGAUGCCGAUUUAAUUCAGGCUGUCUCUAUGCCGGUCGCAUAUACACUUGCCUACAUGAGCCUAUUUGACACGGUCCGCAAGAGUCAAACUUCAUCUGUUCUCGUUGUGGGGUCUAUGAAUCAAACUCUCCGAGCAAUUGUAGAUUGUGGCCUGGCAUCGGGACUCGAUGUCUACGUGGCUUUGGACACCAUCGAUUCAGUCAAUCAAAUUCAAAAGCAAUAUUCUUCUAUUUCGGAAAAAGCUUUCCUUCUUCGGAGCGGAUUGCCCUCACAAAUAUAUCGUCUCACGGGAGGCAAGGGCGUGGAGGUCACCAUAUCUUCCCUAGGCGGAUCAGCAGCUCGAAUUGCCGCCCAGUGCCUCGCAACUGGGGGCUCUUAUGUCAACUUGAGUGGCGGCAUCAAUAUGAGUUCUCUUCCGACCAGUUUCACUUCUCGUGGAUGUUCCUUUUCAUCUUUACAACUGCGAGGAAAAGCUGAUUUCCAGACAGAAAAAGUCUUGGAAUCCUUCCGCCAAGUGUUCAAAUUACUCAGUGCUCAGCAUAUCGUUCAACCAUAUCCCAACUUUGCUGUCUCUGAGAUUUCAGGUGCUUUCAAUCACUCUCGAAAUUUCAGGACUCGGGUUAUUGUCAAUCUCGACGCACCGGGCAUGGUGCCAAUCCUUCCGGCCCCCGUCCAGCCAAUUGAUCUACCAAAAGAGAAUACUUAUGUCUUAGCAGGUGGACUAGGGACAAUUGGGAUGGCACUCUCAGAGGUACUAGUGUCUCGUGGUGCAAAGAAUUUAGUCUUCCUCAGUCGCUCCGGCACACCCAAUAAUGCGCAACAAAUUAUCCUUCAGCGCUUCAACGAUGCCGGCUGUUACACGCACGUCAGAUGUUGCGAUAUUACUGAGGUAGAAGACGUGCAGUCCCUGCUCUCAGAGGCGAAAAUCGAAGGGUGGAAGAUUAAAGGCAUCAUUCAGUGCGCUACGGUCCUCAAGGAUGCUAUGUUUGAGAAGAUGAAAUUUGAAGAAUGGAAACUCUCCACAAAUUCCAAAAUCCGUGGCACAUUAAAUUUGCAUCAUCUCUUCCCGUCCAAUCUAGAUUUCUUUAUCACUUUGUCCUCUGUUGCUAGUCUCAUUGGCAAUAUUGGCCAAUCCAACUACGCUGCAGGGAAUGCUUUCAUGGAUGAUUUGAUGUCCUGGCGACGAAGCCAUAAUCUAUGCGGCCAAAGUAUCAAUAUAGGUCUUGUUCCCGAUGCGAGCGGUACUGGAGAUGUUGCAGAAUCAUCAGAGCAGCGCCAGGAGCGAUACAGCCAUUUGGAGGGUACGGAAAUCACUAUUGAAGAUCUGAAGACUCUUCUUCAUGUGAUCCUCCAGGAUGGAAGUUCUAUCCCUCCGCAAUUGGUGGCCGGCAUGAAGGACAAUUUGCCUCGGAAGAAUGCUGCCUUGUGGCAGCUCGAUCGCAAGUUUGAUCAUCGCAUUCGGCCCACUGGGGAGGACUCUGGAUCCAGUCCGGCACAGACCGUCUCAUUGCUCAAAAAUGCCACUACAAUAGAAGAUGCCACAGCAAUUAUUACCCAGGCACUACAGGCGUAUCUUGGAAAGUCCAUGGCCGCAGAGGCAGAAUCAAUCGACACGGAAUUGCCGUUGUCGGCUCUUGGUGUGGACUCACUCCGAGCUGUGGAGGUACAGAACUGGGUGUCAAUUGAGGCAGGAGCAGAGCUGUCUUCAUUUGAAUUUUUGGGAUCACAGCCUUUACGAAUAUUGGCAGAAAAGAUUGCGGCACAAAGUUCAUUCGUGGUUGCCACAUGA